Molecule: messenger RNA, 2103 nt
Organism: Paralichthys olivaceus (Japanese flounder)
Lineage: Eukaryota; Metazoa; Chordata; Actinopteri; Pleuronectiformes; Paralichthyidae
Product: claudin-8-like
Biological process (GO): cell adhesion; bicellular tight junction assembly
Cellular component (GO): bicellular tight junction; plasma membrane
Molecular function (GO): structural molecule activity
Source: RefSeq, a predicted model, not a curated record
GCUCUUCUCCUCAGAUUUGUUUCUGAAGCUGCGAGGGUGCAGCCAAAAGCCGCGAUGGCCACGUACACCGCUUACAGUGGCUACAGUAAACCCCCACAAUCUUAUGUGGGCUCUUACUACGACGAGAAACAGGCCAAAGCCUACACAGAUUAUCAAGACUCUGUGUACGAGGAGAAAAAGAGACUCGAUAAGAAGGACCGCAGGGACGCCAUUUGUUGUGAGGUGGUGGCACUCGUCAUCGGAUUCAUUGGACUGAUCGGAGUGUCGGCCGUGACGGGCCUGCCGAUGUGGAAGGUGACAGCCUUCAUCGAGGAGAACAUCAUUGUCAUGGAGACCCGCUGGGAGGGAUUAUGGAUGAACUGCUACAGACAGGCUAACAUCAGAAUGCAAUGCAAGGUGUACGAUUCCCUUCUGUUUCUGCCCCCGGACCUCCAGGCCGCUCGAGGUCUGAUGUGCAGCUCCGUGGCCCUCGCCUCCUUCGCCCUCAUCGUUUCAGCAGUGGGGAUGAAGUGUACCAAAGUGGUGGACCACCGGGCUCGCACCAAACACAUUGUUCUCGUGUCUGGAGGCUGUCUGUUCCUCAUGGCCUGUGUCACCACCCUGAUUCCUGUGUCCUGGACCGGCCACGUCAUUAUCAGGGAUUUCUACAACCCACUGCUGAUCGAUGCCCAGCGCCGGGAGCUCGGGGAGGCUCUGUACAUCGGCUGGGUGACCUCGGCUUUGCUUUUCAGUGCCGGGGUGAUUCUGCUGUGCCGUCACGCUCCUCGCACCCAGGAUUCAGAUGAGAGGAUUGUGUACAACCCCGGGGACAGUGUCUACCAACCUGCCUACGCUUACCAGCCAUACACUUACCAGCCGGCCUACACCUACCAGCCUGCCUACUCUGUACCACCACCAGGAUCUGUAGCAUACACACCAAGUCAGUACUAGUGGAAUCAAACACAGAGACUAUCUUGAAUCAUGUUUUUUUUUUAUUUGCCAGGACUUAUUGCAAUUGAGAAUAAACUGACAAAUAUGACGAGAGGCUGUCACUGAAAAAGGCCAGAUAUUUUAUUCCUUUCUCAAAGGAGGGCCAAGUGUGUUUUGAUCAUGAUGAACUGUGUUGGAUUUCUGCAUUCUUUGUUUCCAUGUGAUUGAUUUUCACUAAAUUAUAUCAGUUAAUGAGGCGCAAUAUAUAUUUUUUCAAACCUGUAAUAAUGUAAUCUGUUAUGUAAUCCUUACAGCCUCUGCUCACAUGCUCUUUGAGAACAAACUAUGCACUAGGCCUUUUUCAGAUACAAUACUGCCAAAUGAAUGUACAUACUAAAUAAAACAUAAAACAUAAGGUCACUAAACUGUGGUUUAUAAUAAAGGGAUAAUGUUCAGAAAACUGAGGAACUGAUAAGCUGAUGGAGAAGUAAGGGUAAACCACAACUUACACCAUAGCCAAUGUUUCACUACCUGCCUGGGAUAACAAAGUUCCCACUGACACUGCUCCUGUUUGACUCACUCGUGUUGCGUGUACAUGGAGACUUGUUAUGUUGUCUGCAGUAGAAAUGUGCCUAAACUGGUUUAACCAGACCGCUGACAUGGGUACACUCACAACACAAAGAUGCCAAGAGAUUUCAUUUCAAACAAGCCACAGGGCUGCUGCUUUUUUAGACCCCAGAUAAAUCAAGAAAUCCAGACAGGAAAUACAACACUGACAGGGAGACGUCAUCACACAGCAAUAAAUAAUGUAUAGGCAUUUCUAAAUGUUCUUUUUGUUAACGUUUUGUGUCUCUAGUCCCAUUGCAGUCACAUUUUCUGAACACACAGAAUACCACCAUAGUAAAUGAUGAAGAAUUGAAUUGAUUAUGUUUUGUGUCAUGUUCUCUGUCCUCACUUAUGAUUCAAAAAUAAACAAAUUCCUUUAUACUAUAUAUUCUUUAUGACCAUUCUUAUUAUUAGUAGUCGUAGUUGUUAAUGAUUGGGGUUUUAAUCUUUAAGUCAUUUGAAAAUUUUAUUUUUUGAUUAUUAUGAGGAGUUAAUUUUGAGGCAGCUCAACAUUCAAAUCAAAAAAUGUUCUGUUUUUUCCUGUCAUGUCAAAUUUUAAUAAACAAAACCUGGAGACCAGGACAAACA